Messenger RNA from Acaromyces ingoldii, 1668 nucleotides. RefSeq lists its product as hypothetical. The record is from RefSeq and is a predicted model, not a curated record. Gene Ontology annotation, molecular function: FAD binding. The coding region runs from base 8 to 1630 and encodes 540 amino acids. The transcript has 2 exons. NCBI's taxonomy places the organism in Eukaryota, Fungi, Basidiomycota, Exobasidiomycetes, Exobasidiales, Cryptobasidiaceae.
CUGGGAUAUGACCGUCAGUCCGCCCCAGUGCACGUCGAGGUCCGACUUCUUCUCACCAGACAUCGACUGCGACGACUGCUACAGCCUGGGCAUUCGACAGGGACUCGUCGAGUCCAUCUUGGAGCGACGAUUGCAAGAGCUCUGUGGCGUUCAGGUGCAGCGGGGGUGGUCGUUUGACGAUGCCACGCUUCAGGGCCAGUCUGUCAGUAUCGGACUCCAGUCUUCGUACGGCGAGAGGCGGCAGAUGCAGGCCAAGUAUCUCGUCGGGUGCGAUGGCGGCAAGAGUGCAGUGCGUCGGAUGCUGCGCGAUAAGCACAAUGUGGCGCUCCGAGGCGAUGGACACGACUCGCGCUGGUCGGCCGUCGAUGUCAUCGGUCUGCGCUCCGACUUUCCCGACUUGCGCAACCUCUCGAUUCUCCACGGCCACACCUCCACCAUUCUCAUCAUCCCGCGCGAACCGAUUGAGGGAAAGAGCUGCGUGCGCUUCUAUUGCCAGCUUCCCGAAAGCGACGACGAAGGCGGUCCCAGCAGCGACGAGAACAAAGCGGCAGCUAAUCCUGACCUCGACGACGUGGUCCGUGUCGUCAAGGCGACGUUCGCGCCGUAUGCAGUCGACUGGGACGAGGUGCACUGGUUCACCAUCUAUCGCGUCGGCCAGCGCCUCGUCUCCUCGUUUGAUGUGGAGCGCUGCAUCUUUCUGGCAGGGGACGCUGCACACCUCCAUUCGCCCAAGGGCGGGCUCGGCAUGAACACCAGCUUGCUCGAUGCCCACAACCUUGCCGUCAAGAUCGCCCUCGUGGAGCGGUGGGGCGCCAGUCGCAUGGUACUCGACACAUACAGCCAGGAGCGCCGACUCGUGGCCGAGCAGCUCAUCAGCAUGGAUCGUGAGCUCAUCCGGCUCUUUUCUAACCAUCGCAAUGCCACACCAGAGACGACUGCGGCGUUGGGCGCCUUCCAGCGCAAGACCGAGGCCUAUCAAAGUGGCACAUCGAUCGUCUACACGGGCAGUUCCCUCGUCACGCCCAGCGAGACGACCGUCGUGGACGCUUUGGGCGACGAGGGCUUGCCGAGGGGGCUCGUGGCCGGUGCGCGGUUGCUGCCAGCUACCGUGACUCGGCACGAGGACUGCAAUCCCGUGCCCGUCCUCGAUGCAUUGCAGCCCUUUGACGGCCACUUUACCGUCUUUCUCUGUCUUGGCCACGUAUCCGCCACGGCCGUCUCCACGCUGCUCGCCCACAUUGCGCGUCCUGGAGGUCUAUAUACCUCUAUGCGCGACAAGUCCGCCUCCUGGCCCCAGCUGCUCCGCCUCGUCGCCGUCACACUCCAGGACCACCGCUCGCUCGAGGUGACGCACUCGCUGCUGCCCGCCAUGGCUUCGCCUGCGUCGCCCCUUGCGCCCUCUGCCUUGUAUUGCGACGACGUGCCCUGCCUGUCGCCCUAUGCAAAGACGCCGACGGCCAUGACGCACCCGCUCCACACAAAGUGGAAGGUAGACGCGAGCACAGGCGCGCUCGUCGUUGUGCGGCCCGACGGCCACGUGGGUGCCCUCACCGCGUCUCUCCACGACUGGGCCACCGUCGAGGACUACUUUGCCCAGUGGCUGUCCCCAGACGCACAGCGGCCCUUCUGAUUCGCCUUGUCUGAUAGCACGGCAUCUCGUAAUUGCAA